UCACCCUCUUAUCCGAAUGAGCUGUUGUGUCACUCAGAGGCACCAAUUCUCUUCCCUUCCAUAGUUCCAUUCCCUUCCCAACCCACCUCACCCUCUUUCUUGCCUCGCCUAUGAAUCUCGUUGAUAACAUUACCUUAAACAAAACCAAGUUGUUGUUGUUGUUGUUGUUGUUGUUGUUGUUGUUGUUGAUGUUCUACUUCGUCUUACGUUGUUAGUUUCAUCGCUCCGAUCGGAGUGACAGACAAGAAUGUCGUGUUUAUUGCCACACUUCAAGUGCCAUCCUCAUCCCUCUCCUCCUACGCAUCAUCAUAACCAUCACCAUCUAUUCAUAACGAAAACAAGACCAAAUUUGUGUUUCCAGCCUCAAUGUGUUUUGUUAGCCACAACUUCAGUAUCAAAAUCAUCAGCGGCACUCCUUAAUCUGCCAACCGAGUUGGAAUUAGAUGCUCCAAACACGCCUUGGCCCUAUCCCUCCACGCAGGCAAACUUUAAAGCAACGUCGUCUGCAGAAUCACUGAUCAGCAGUGAAGAUGCUGUAAUAGCUGCUGCUGCUUCUGAAGCUCUUGCUCUUGCUAAAGCGGCUGCGAAGGUUGCAAAGGAUGCGGCUCUACUAGUAAAAAAGAGGCCCCCAGCCGAAGCAGGGUAUAGACCACAAGUUCCUUCCAAAUCUGAUAAUUUACUUCUCAAUUGGAUUCAACAUAUGGAAGCAGAAGAUGUUGUAGCAGGAGGAUCCAUGGGUGCUGGAGCAGAAGUAAUGGAAGCUGUUGACAUAAGCCCCAGUGAAGAGGAGUUUGAUGAUGCGGAGCCUACCCUUGAGGAACUUGAGCGUGAGCAGGAAGAGCUUUCCAAUAGUAUAACUGCAAGAUCUAGCCGCCAAACAGAAAGAAAAGCUAAAAGAGUCAGAGCGACUGAGAAAGCUACAACAAAUAUUGUGUCUUUCAAGUCUGGCUCCACCAGCAGGAAAAAGCGUGUUCCCGUGCAAGAAGUAGACUAUUCUGAUCCACUUCGUUACUUAAGAACAACAACUAGAGCUACUAGGCUUCUGACCCCAACUGAAGAAAUUGAGUUGUCUGAAGGAAUACAGGACCUAAUAAAGCUUGAAAAACUCCAGGAGGAUCUUGCAGAAAAGUGUGGUGAUCAGCCCACAUUUGCCCAAUGGGCUGCAGUUGCAGGGGUAGAUCAAAAGACCCUGAGAAAACGUUUAAAUUAUGGCAUAUUUUGUAAAGAAAAGAUGAUUAAAAGCAAUAUACGACUCGUCAUAUCAAUUGCUAAGAAUUAUCAGGGAGCUGGGAUGAAUCUGCAAGAUCUUGUCCAGGAAGGAUGCCGAGGUCUUGUAAGAGGUGCAGAGAAGUUUGAUGCUUCCAAGGGUUUUAAGUUUUCGACCUAUGCUCAUUGGUGGAUUAAACAGGCAGUUCGGAAAUCACUCUCUGAUCAGUCAAGAACUAUUCGCCUGCCAUUUCACAUGGUGGAGGCGACUUACAGAGUGAAGGAGGCAAGAAAACAAUUGUAUAGUGAAAAUGGAAGACACCCUGAUGAUGAAGAAGUUGCCGAAGCAACUGGGCUGUCAAUGAAGAGGCUUAGUGCUGUACUUUUGACCCCAAAAGCUCCCAGAUCUCUGGAACAGAAGAUUGGGAUCAACCAGAAUCUUAAACCUUCGGAAGUAAUUGCUGAUCCUGAGGCUGAAACAGCUGAAGAACAGCUCAUUAAGCAAUUCAUGAAGAAGGACUUGGAAAAGGUACUGGACAGUCUAAAUCCAAGAGAGAAGCAGGUCAUUAGAUGGAGAUUUGGUAUGGAUGAUGGAAGGAUGAAGACCCUGCAAGAGAUAGGAGAAAUGUUAGGUGUGAGUAGGGAGAGAAUUAGGCAAAUUGAGUCUUGUGCUUUUAGGAAACUAAAGAACAAGAAGAGAAACAAGCAUUUGCAGCAGUAUUUGGUUUCACAAUCCUAGCAAAUAUUGAUAUUGAAACGCUGGGGUGAGUUAGCUUAUUUAAUGCCUGUGAGGUCCUGAUCCCUUUGUUCUUCUCUUCGUCUGAAUAUUCUUCCUCCAUUUUUUCUUCAUCCUCCUAUAGAGAAAACAAAAUGUCGUGCUUAGUAUACUAGGAAAUGGAUAUAUACACAAAGGAGCAGCUUUUGACUAUGA
Messenger RNA from Lotus japonicus, 2137 nucleotides. RefSeq names its product RNA polymerase sigma factor sigB. The transcript is spliced from 7 exons. The record is from RefSeq and is a predicted model, not a curated record. Gene Ontology annotation, molecular function: DNA-binding transcription factor activity. Bases 248 to 1945 code for a protein of 565 amino acids. Lineage: Eukaryota; Viridiplantae; Streptophyta; Magnoliopsida; Fabales; Fabaceae. Gene Ontology annotation, biological process: regulation of DNA-templated transcription; DNA-templated transcription initiation.